CACAAGUCACUCAGCGAUCACAUCUGAAAGUCUUGGCAGGGAUUUUUUCUCUUUUUCUGCUUCACCACGCACUCGGCCAUACAGACACACACAGCGAAAAUGACGAAAUUCGGGAAGCUCAAUCGACCCACAGGCCACAGAAUGUCGAUGCUUAGGACAAUGGUCUCGCAGUUAGUGAAGCACGAGCGGAUUGAAACAACUGUUGCUAAGGCAAAGGAAGUUCGUAGGCUUGCUGAUAAUAUGGUACAGCUUGGGAAAAAGAUGGGAUUUGGCAGACAAGUGACCACUGUUGACACGAGAUUGGUGGAGCCCAAGAUGUUUGAUAAUCAAAAAAUGCAGUCCGGUACAAAAUUCAACCCUUCAACUUCAAAAUUCAGACGUUGGGGCAGGGUUUCACCAUUCGCCAGAUAUGGUCUUCCUAUGAUCUCACUCACUGUUCUUGGAGCUCUUGGACUCGGCCAUCUACUACAGGGAAGCAAGGACAUAGCUAAAGUGAAGGAUGACCAAGAAUGGGAGAUUAUUGAGUCAAAAAAAGCUCUAUCCAGAAUGGGACCUGUUGACGCCUAUAAACCUAAAAAAAUUUCGCUGCAUGAAGAGCUUAAGGCUUUGCAAGAAAAACUUGACGUAGAAGAGUAUGAAUACAAGAAAAUUCAGAGGGCCGUACUCAUCUCAACCGCCGCCCAUUUUUCCCUCAGAACGACCUCCCUACUGUCCCUUUCUCCUCCCAUCCACCACCUCCUCAUAUGCCCCUUGCUCGCCGCCGCCGCCGCCGCCGCCGCAGACCCCAAGAAGCGCGCUGCCGCAAUCAGCUGCCUCAUUUCCGACGUCGACGGUGGAGGGGUCUCCGGCUUCAGCUUCUCCGUCAUAGCGAACAUGCUGAAGAGAGUUGAGCCCCUCGACAAUUUAAUUAUCUCCAAGGGAAUCUUGGAUUCGGCUAAGGACUCCAUGAAGCAGACGAUUUCAACUAUGCUCGGGCUUCGUCCGUCCGAUCAGUUUUCUGUCAUGGUUAGGGUUUCAAAAUAG
This is a messenger RNA of Striga asiatica, 1023 nucleotides long. The record is from the annotation of a GenBank genome assembly. Lineage: Eukaryota; Viridiplantae; Streptophyta; Magnoliopsida; Lamiales; Orobanchaceae.